AGAGAGCCCAGCCCUCUUACUAAACAGUAGUCUUGGCAGAUUGCCUUGGUUUUAGUCAUGAGAUUAGCAAUAUUCUGUUAAUCAUCUGCAGAGGGCUUUAUUCCACUGAUUCUUUGCAACUGAAAGGAGGAGUGGAGGCGUUCCUCUGCCAAACAGCAACGAAAAAGACCAGCCUUCCAUGGAUGUGCAAAGAGAGCUGAGUUCUGGCAGACAAGACUACAGAACCCACAUGGUCUCUGGCAUGAGGGAUCUCAGGCUUUGGUUACAUUGGGUCUACAUUUCACCCUUUAUUUCUAACUCUACAGCUUCAGUGUGAACUGCAAUCACCCAGUUUGGAAAGUGGUUAAAGCUUUUUUUGAAGAUGGAGAAGGGUAGUUUGAGAGUGAUUUAUGUACUGACACUAGUCAUGUUUUUGGGUGUCUGUGCUUCUGGAUCAAAAACCAAGGGGAAGAGUGGAACAUCUCCAUGGAACCAGCAAGAAGAUCAAGAGCGUUUUGCUCAAAAAAAGAUCUUUGGGGAUGCUGGAGUUAGUGACUUUGAUCAAGAUGAAUUCCAUAUGGAGAUGUCAAAAGUAGACUAUAUGGAGGAUGCAGAUGGAGGUUCUGUGCACACACUAUCUGAGGAGUUUUCUGGAACUCACCCGACUCCAACACCUCAAUCAGAACUGCCUAAUUUGAGUCUGACAUCUAGUGUAGACAAAGAUGGCAGUGCUGGUGGAAUCCUCAUUAAAAACAAUGUCACAGAACAAGAUAUCACAAGGAUCUACAACCCUCUGUUCCCAGUGACAAACAGCUCCUACAGUGCCUAUGGGAUUCUGUUUCUGGCCCUUGUAGUGUUUGCUGUAGGGAUUGUGGGUAAUCUGGCAGUCAUGUGUAUUGUUUGGCAUAACUACUUCAUGAGGAGUGCAUGGAACUACAUCCUGGCCAGCCUGGCUUUCUGGGACUUCCUGGUCCUGUGUUUCUGCCUGCCCGUGGUGGUGUUUAAUGAACUCACCCACAAGCGGCUGCUGGGGGAUUUUUCUUGCAGGGUUGUACCCUACAUGGAGGUGACAUCACUAGGCGUGACAUCCUUCAGUUUGUGUGCACUUGGUAUCGAUCGUUUUCAUGCAGCCACCAGCUCCCUCCCGAAGACCCGGCGAGUGGAGCGUUGCCAAUCCGUUCUAGCUAAACUGGCAGUGGUGUGGGUCGGUUCCAUGGUCCUAGCGGCCCCAGAGCUGCUCAUAUGGCAGCUGCAACAAGUCAAAUCCCCUUCUUUGGGCGUCCAGAUGGAUGUCUGCAUCAUGAGCCCAUACCCAAACCUCCCAGAGUCCAUUUACUCCCUGAUCAUCAACUACCAUGACACUCGCAUCUGGUGGUACUUUGGCUGUUACUUCUGCCUGCCUGUGGUCUUCACCUUGCUCUGUCAGCUGGCCACCUGCCAUGUCUCCACCGAUAGUGGAAGCUCUGGCAAGCGAGCCGAAGACCGCUCUCCAUCCACAAAGCAGAAACUUCAACAUGCACAGCAGGUUGAACGGCAAUUGAACUGCACCGUCAUGGCACUGGCCGUGGUUUAUGGGGUGUGUGCGCUGCCUGAGAACGUAUGCAACCUUACCCUGACCUAUGCUUCUAUACAGCCAUCCAAGGAUGUUUUGGCUCUCCUCACUCUGAUAAAUCAGUUUUUCCUAUUCUUUAAGUCAUCUGUGACGCCGGUGCUCUUGCUGUGUCUGUGUAAGACUCUGGGUCAGGCGUUUAUGGACUGCUGCUGUUGCUGCUGUGAGGAAUGCCAACCCAGCACCUCCUCUUCCUCCCAAAACAUUGCUGAAAGCAAGCAUGAGAUGUCCUCAUCUAUUUUCUUUGACAAAGCCAAGGACAGCACGACCAUUUUGUCUAUUGGCAGCUGAGUCAGCAGACCUUGCUUUGAAGUGAUAAGGUCACAAGAUGACCUUGAAUUAUUUCUCACAUCCACUUUCAUCACAUCUCUUAUUAGUGACCAUGACUUUUUUUUCCCCAGGCUCACUGUCUGAUGGGAAAACUUACUGGGGUCUUAGGUGGUUCUAGAAGUUGUCCCUUUGCUGCUCUGAAGCUUCUUUUAAAAGGAGGAAGAAUUCAGCAUGUUUAAACAAUCAGCAUAAGCAGUCACUUACAGGCAGAACCCACUUCAAACAAAAAUUUAGUUUCUUAGCUUGACUAAUCACAAAUACUGCACCAUUUUGUCAUAAAUGUAAAGAUACUCUAAUAUUCUCUCAAGAUAGAUUUGGGUUUUGUACUUUAAAUCAUUAACACCUUCUGUCAACAAUAUAUCAUAUCAAGUCUCUUUAGACUUAGCCCAUAUGGCAACUGUUUGUCAGCUUUGUAUAAAAAUUGUGACUUUUAUUAGUAAGUCUAUAUUUAGUGAUGAUUUUCAACAUUUUCUAGAUAUCUGACCAGCAGUGAAUAAUUCAUAUAAAAAUAAUUUGUUCAGAUGGGUAUAUCUUUUCAAGAUACUGUUUUGUUUUGGGUUCUUUGUUUUUUUGUUUUUUUUUUGAGAAAUGGGGUUGUUUAUGUAACAAAUAGUGCUGGUUAAUAAUUGAUGCCAUGGUUUUGUUUUUAUGUAACCGCUUGACUAGUUUGCAUACUCUUAAUUAUUAUAAACUAUUGUACAUGCACUGAAUUGUUUUAUUAGACUGUAAAUAAACUUAAGAAACACAAAAACUGAAAGUACCGAUGGCACCAUUUAAGUUUUUUUUUUUUUUAAUGUGAAGCUUCAAUUAGCACAAAAAGCAAUUGAAAGUGCCUGAUAGUGUUAAUUACUAAAUUCUAAUUGAAUAAAGUUAUUGAAUUUACAAAAAGUGUUUUACCUACACAGAUCCAACCACCAUCUGUGAGUUUUUUUUAUUUUUUAUUUAAGUGUAUGAAAUGUAAUCAGAGCUUAAACAAAUGUGCAGCAGAAUAUGUAACUAGUAGGAGUUUGUUCCAAAACUUUAUGUAUGUCUGUUUAUGCCUAAGCGACGAGUUUUGUCUGCACAGGCUUGGUGGGUUUCUUCUUUCCCAUAAGGUUUUCAUUGUUCUGAAAAGAAGAUGGAGGCUUCCACUGAAUAUCAAUGUCCAGACUACAGCUGAGUUGCCAAGAGACCACCAAAAAUUCACAUGCGCUUCAGACUGGCCAAUAGUGAAGACAAAACCCUUGGGUUUUCCCACCUUUCUUGGUUGUCACAGGAACCAGAGCUCAUCUGUUAAUAGCAUGAUGUUUGUAUGCUUUCGUGUUCGACAGUUAAAUUAAGUGUGCAAAUUACUUUGAACAAUUAGUUUUACAGACUGUCUCACUACAAACUAGCAUAGUAACAACAAGACAGGACUGUAGAUUACGUAUGUGUAAUAGAAUAAAAAUUGUCCAUCACUAUUUGUUACAGAGAGAGACAUGCCUGUUCCUGUAUAGGGGUUUUGUACAGGUUGACCUCUUUAGAGUCCUAGCCUUGGCCUGCGUUCAGUAGCUGUCAGGGAUUGGGAAGAUGAAAAAGAGAAUGAGCAGCCUCAUUAGAGAGUUGGAGCUUUACGGAUGGAGCUCUAUUGGCACUAAUGACUGAGAAGGAACAGACUAAUCUCUGUUCCCUAUAAUGAAACUAGAGUCCAAUUCAGAAAACAUCCCCCACCAUUUCUAAUGUCCUGAACGAGUAAUAAAACUAUUAAUAAUAACAAAGAAGAUGAUAUGUGACUAAUUACAGUACCAGUCAAAACCUUGGCAUAGCUACACUUCAGAAGAGCUACAUUUUUUGAAUCUAGAAACCCAGAACAGUAAUAAAGAUAUAGUCAAAACUAUGAAGUCACACAGAACAUUUAAUGGUCUUAUGUAAAAAAUAAAAAAAUAAAAAAAUACAACAAAAAA
Molecule: messenger RNA, 3840 nt
Organism: Pangasianodon hypophthalmus (striped catfish)
Lineage: Eukaryota; Metazoa; Chordata; Actinopteri; Siluriformes; Pangasiidae
Gene: gpr37l1b
Product: G protein-coupled receptor 37 like 1b
Exons: 3
Coding region: 362-1879 (505 amino acids)
Biological process (GO): positive regulation of MAPK cascade; adenylate cyclase-inhibiting G protein-coupled receptor signaling pathway
Cellular component (GO): signaling receptor complex; plasma membrane
Molecular function (GO): G protein-coupled peptide receptor activity
Source: RefSeq, a predicted model, not a curated record